AUGCCUUCAGAAUCAGGCCACAGAUUAUACGUCAAGGGCAAGCACGUCAGCUACCAGCGCGGAAAGCGCAACACGAAUCCCAACACCAGCUUGAUCAAGCUCGAGGGUGUUGACGAUACCAAGGCUGCGACUUUCUACCUGGGCAAGAAGAUCGCCUAUGUCUACCGCGCGAAGAAGGAGAUCCGAGGAUCCAAGAUCCGAGUGAUAUGGGGAAAGGUCACCAGGCCGCAUGGCAACCGAGGUGUUGUCCGAGCACAGUUCAGGCGCAACCUGCCCGCACGAUCUUUCGGAGCGAGCGUGCGAGUGAUGCUGUACCCUUCAUCGAUAUAA
This is a messenger RNA of Eremomyces bilateralis CBS 781.70, 330 nucleotides long. RefSeq names its product 60S ribosomal protein L33-A. The record is from RefSeq and is a predicted model, not a curated record. The coding region runs from base 1 to 330 and encodes 109 amino acids. Lineage: Eukaryota; Fungi; Ascomycota; Dothideomycetes; Eremomycetales; Eremomycetaceae. Gene Ontology annotation, molecular function: structural constituent of ribosome. Gene Ontology annotation, cellular component: ribosome; cytosolic large ribosomal subunit. The transcript is spliced from 6 exons. Gene Ontology annotation, biological process: cytoplasmic translation; ribosomal large subunit biogenesis.